Molecule: messenger RNA, 4118 nt
Organism: Homarus americanus (American lobster)
Lineage: Eukaryota; Metazoa; Arthropoda; Malacostraca; Decapoda; Nephropidae
Product: mitogen-activated protein kinase 14-like
Exons: 10
Coding region: 135-1232 (365 amino acids)
Biological process (GO): protein phosphorylation; intracellular signal transduction
Cellular component (GO): cytoplasm; nucleus
Molecular function (GO): MAP kinase activity; ATP binding
Source: RefSeq, a predicted model, not a curated record
GUGUGGUGGCAACAGUGUCUCUCAGUCGGGGUCUAGCUAGUGGUGUACGUGGAGGCUGCAGCUGGUGACAGUGUAAAUGUGCUCCAGAAAGAAUUUGAAUUGAAUUAGAGAAGGUUAUUUAUAGUCGUUUCAAGAUGCCUAAGCCCGAUUUCCACACGGUGGAAUUGAACAAGACGGAAUGGGAGGUGCCUAAGAGAUACACAAUGCUGUCUCCCGUGGGGUCGGGGGCGUACGGACAAGUUUGUUCAGCUAAUGACUCUAAAACAAAUACCAAAGUAGCUAUAAAGAAAUUGGCUCGGCCCUUCCAGACACAUAUUCAUGCUAAGAGAACAUAUCGGGAGCUUCGCAUGUUGAAACACAUGGACCAUGAAAAUAUAAUCGGCCUCCUGGACGUCUUCACCCCGUCUAACAACUAUGAGAACUUCCAGGACGUAUACUUAGUAACAUCUCUAAUGGGAGCUGACCUCAAUAACAUCGUCAAAACACAGAAACUCACAGACGACCACGUUCAGUUUCUCAUAUACCAAGUACUCCGCGGCCUCAAAUACAUUCAUUCAGCCGGUAUCAUACACAGGGACUUGAAGCCAAGUAACAUAGCAGUAAAUGAGGACUGUGAGCUGAAAAUCCUAGACUUUGGUUUGGCAAGACCCACAGAAUCGGAGAUGACGGGUUACGUAGCCACCAGAUGGUACCGGGCACCAGAGAUUAUGCUUAACUGGAUGCACUAUAACCAGACAGUGGACAUAUGGUCGGUGGGGUGCAUAAUGGCCGAGCUUCUAACGGGGCGAACACUCUUUCCUGGCGCCGAUCAUAUCCAGCAGCUUAAUCUUAUCAUGGAGCUGUUGGGGACGCCACCACAGGAGUACCUCAACCGCAUCACCUCGGAAUCGGCACGGAACUACAUCCGUUCAUUGCCCCAGAUGAGGAAGAAGGACUUCAGACAAGUUUUCAGAGGAGCUAAUCCCCUUGCGGUGGAUCUUUUGGAGAAGAUGUUGGAGUUGGACAGUGAGCGGCGGGUGACAGCAGUGCAGGCGCUGGCACACCCAUACUUGGCUCAGUAUGCUGAUCCCUCAGAUGAACCUGACAGUGAGCCUUAUGAUCAGAGCUUUGAGGAUAUGGAAUUACCUACAGAAAAAUGGAAAGAACUGGUAUAUCAAGAGGUGACCAACUUCACUCCAAAGCCCACAGUUAUUGCUGAGGAGGCAGAGAAGGCUCAGUCUGCUGCCAAGUGAGAGAGGCAUCGCUGAGUGAAGAUUGUAUGCGGCUGCUACAUGCAAGGACUGUUUUUCAAGCGCUGAUAUAAGGUUAGCUUUACCCGUAAAUAUUAUGGGAUAUUACCAAUGGGUAAUUCCACAGGAUCAUUCUCAGGAGAGUAUUAAGUGUGAACAUUUUCUUGAGGGUACAAGAACUAUUCACUAAGAUUCUCUAUGUACUUCUGUGGUAUUUUAUUGUUAUUAUUAGGUAGAACAAUUGAUUUUCAAAUACUGUAUGAAACUUAAGAAUUUUAAAGUAGCCUUUACAGGCCUCCAAGUUGAUACUGUCAUUAUUUAGUGAAGCAAUGCCAUUUUUAAAGAGGAAUUUGACAAAUAUUGUUAUUGUGAAAUAGUAAACACUGCAAAUUUUCCAUUCACUUUUUCUCCCAGUAUCAUGUCAUAAAAUUUCAUGACAAAAUAGUGACACUCCUUUCAGUGAAGGGAAAAGCAAAGUAAAACACAUUUUUUUUUUGUAAGAAACUCACCGUUUUGAAUUAGCAAAAAAAAUCAUAUAGUAACUGAGUUUUCUUCUGUACUUUCCUGUCUGGUAUGUCACCGUACAGCGUGGCAGGACAUCAAAGGUACCGUGAGCUGCAGUUUAGGUAUCCCCGACUUAUCAUUGCCUGUUCUCACUGUCUCUUCAUUCAUAUUAUCAUCUGUAUUGUCAUACACCAUUCUUGUAAUCUAUAGAAUAGGUUAAAUUUUUAGAAGGGUUUAAAAGUGCAGGCUUUCUUACCUGGAUGUCCAGGUUGUUGAUUAUGAUAUUUCCCACAAGUUCCUAUGAAGCUUAUGUUUCUAGUACAGUAUGCAAGAUGUUGCAUGUAAUGAUAGCAUUCACCAGUAACUUUGUUUUCUAAGUUGUUUUCAUAGUCAUCAUAAUUAUAUUACUGACACUCGAGGAGACAGCAUGAAUGUUUGUGGCGUGCCAUGACUAAUUAGAAUGAUGUCAUGUCUUGUGUAGUGUGUAUUAGAUACAUUGUUGUUUGCCAGUUAUGGUAAAUCAGGUUUUAGUACUUAUAGAAUGAGAUGUGCACUAGAUAUCUUUUGUUAAACUUGUAAAUAAAUAAUGUAGGACGUUCCAAUAUAAAUAUGCACAUGCUGUAUGACUUGCCUGAGUUUUUUUUUAGUUACAAGAUGCUAUUACGUUCAUGCUUACAUCCGAGGGAAAAAGUAACGUAUGUGAGAGGUAUUUUGAAAUUCAGCAGUCACUUGUUUAUAACGAAAUGUAAACCCUUAGCCUGAUUAAUGGUCAUGUGAUGAAUAUGUAACCUUAACAAGUGCAGUGUAUGUAAAUGACUUCGAAUAUGGAUUGUUGUAUUGUAGGGAACACUCAGAGAUUUCAAGUACCUUACAUAAUGAUUUACUUGAAGAGAUCCUUAAAUUCCUCUUUACCUAAAUUAGGUUAUAUUAUUCAACCAUAAAUUAAAUUAUGUAGAAAAAAAUUUAUUUGAUUUCCUCGGCAACAAAUCUUAAUAAAAAAUUUUAUAUUAAUAAUCUGUAAAGUAGUUUUAGAGAUCUCAGAGAUGUUUAAAAAGCUGCCAUAGAGAUAUAUAAACUUUUCUUAUCAUUCAUUAAUCCCCUACUUACUGUAGAGGUAUCCCUCACUUAACGAUAGGGUUGUGUUGCUGAAAAAACCUAACCAACGAAAUUAUCGCAAAUCGAGGGAUAAAUGACAGGGGUGGGGCAGUACAUAUCAUGUAUAUGGCGGACGCAAUAGAUGGCGUGCGGGUAAACAUACUGUAAAUAAGGACAGUAGAAAUGUGCAAUCGGAGCACAAAAUCCCCAGAUUUCCCCCUUCCCAGUGAGUUAAGCUAUCGCUAAACCAAAUUUUGACUAACUAAGCGAGAAAGGGCGUCAAAAAUUUUUAUCAUUAAAACGAAUUAAUGCUAAACAAGGGAUACCUGUAUAUUGGUUGUAUUUAACAUUGUGAUUUUUUUUUAUUAUGGCGUAUAAUUUUUACAAUAGGUUACAUCAUGACUGUAGUUAAUGUAAUUAAUUAGAAUAUUUAGAAAAAUAGUCGAGAUCUUGAUCUUAAGUUAUGGUAGUACAGGUACAGUGUAUAUAUAACUGUUGGUAGUCUGUCACUAGAAAGUUUCCAAAUUAAGAUUAGAAUGAAUGCUGUUACAAUAAAAAAGGAAGACUUGAAAGCUGUUUCCAACUGAAGUACUAUACUGCAACUUUUGUCUAUCAGAUGUCUUUGCAUUCAAAACACUGUACACUAUUCUAUGAUACAGUACAGUACUGCAUUUUGGGUCUUGUUUUAACUUCACACAGGGCAGUUGGUCCAAUGACUCAUGCAAAAUAGAUUUCCCUACCCAGUGACCUAUGUGACAAAGUUUUGUGUUGUUAAGUGGGAAUUUUUAAGUGUGUUUUUGUUAAUAAUUUUAUAAAUCUCAACAAUAUAUGAGUAUUUCUAAGAAAACAAGAGAGAAGAUAAACUAAUACUUUAACAUAUGUAAAUAGAAUAUAAUUACAUGUAUACAGUAUAAGUUUUUCACAAUCAAAAACUCUGAAUUUAGAGAUGACUUUCAACUAUGCAAUAUCCCUUUCCUCCAACAUGGGAGAAGAAAUUAAAUAAGGAAACUCACUGGAGAUCCAUAAGGCUUAUAUAAAGGAUAUUGUGUAUAUAUAUUUUUUUCCAUAAGAUGAUUUGUGAUUUAUGCACAUGUCAAUAAUGUUUAUACUGUAGUGCUUCAAUUAUCACUUAUAGCCCUCUUCCCCCUCCCACACCGCCCUAGAUGCAGUAGAUAUUAAAUAUAAGAGUAAAAGUAAUUGAAGCAAAUUUCAUUCUUGUUAUUAAAACAGAAUGAGAUGUAAAACCAAGAAUUCAUUUUGUUAAAUAUUUAAUAAAUUUUGUAAAGAAAA